Molecule: messenger RNA, 1314 nt
Organism: Rotaria socialis
Lineage: Eukaryota; Metazoa; Rotifera; Eurotatoria; Philodinida; Philodinidae
Source: the annotation of a GenBank genome assembly
AUGUCAACAAUCUCUUCUUUAUCAUCUAGUCAUCUAAUAUCUCCGCAACUUUCAAUUUAUCCAAACACUCAGCUAGUAGUUUGUGUUAAUCCGGCAGAAGAAUCAAAACAAGAUUUUCUUCCAACUCCGCUGAUUACACCACAAAAUUCGAAUUCAUUUGAUGGCGAUAAUACUGCUUCAAAUGCCAAUUCACAAGAUUUUAUUCACCGACUUUGCCAUCAAAAGUCAAGAUUAAUACAAUUAUAUGACUGUGAAAUUGCACGCCAACAGCCAACAUCAUCAUUACUUACAUUUCUUGAUAGCAUAGAUCAAUUAGUUAAUGAAUACGAAAACUAUAAAUCUACUAUAGAUGACAUUGCAAACAGUAAUAAACACAUAGAGGUUGAUCAAUCAUAUUCAAAAUUAAUAAAUUUAGAUCUUUCUUCUCUUCGCGAUGUUGUUGUUCUUAAUCAAUUACUCGUUGAGCAAACUUCAAAACAACCUGAAAGAGUUACAAAUAAUAUCAAUGAUGAAACAAUGAAUUGUGAAUCAAAUGUACAUACAGAUUACGAUGAUCAUUCAUAUUCAAAAGUUAGUCGAAACAAUAAACAGACAACAAAAAAAUCUACAAUACUUCAACUUAAACGUUACAAAUAUGAAGGGUGUUGUCCUUUAACAACACGAACUUAUGGUCUCGAUCCGAAUAAACAUGGUAUUCGUCAUUUUCCAUGUACACGCGUUACAGCACCAAUUAAUCUUUAUAAACAUUUAAUACAGUAUCAUCAAUUAACACAUUCACCAACAAUGCAAAUUGUACGUCUACUUGCUGAUGAAAAUGAAGAAGGUGAUAUUGAUCUAUUUUCAUCUCAAUCUGCAAGUCUCAUUGCAACACAUCCAACUGUUUAUCGUGCACAAUGCCCAUUGAAUCAAUAUGGAAAAUUUGGGAUUACAGCUGAACAUAAAAUUCGUCUUUGUACACAGCCUAAUCAACCAAUUGGGGCACCAUUAAUUACACCAAAAGAUGUUUGCCUAUAUGAUCAUUUUGUUGUGUAUCAUCAAAUGAAACGUUCGUGUGCUCAACGUUUAUCUGAAGCCAUUGUAAAAAAUAAGCCUGGACUAGUGUUUCGUCCCGAUGAGCAAUUACUAAAUGAUACAUUUUAUAUUCAAUGUCCUUUACGUCAUUCGAAAGCUAUUUGUUGGAAGUCACCGAUUUCAUCUCGUCAUAUGGGUCAACAUUUAACUGGUAUACAUAAACUUGAUGAAGCAGCAAGACGUCAAAUAAUGAUGGCACUUCGAAAACAGCCAGCAUCAUCACCCGAUAAAAAAAAUAACUAA